CCCGUAACGCCGGCACCGGUUUAGCUCGCAGCGGCAAAACAUGCAGGUUUGACCGACGCCAAAAGUCGCUCUCCCUGAUCGCAACAACAUCGGUAAUCAGCUUGAUCGCGGCGUCGUUAAUAGUAGCCGCCGUCAGGGCCCUUCCUCUACAAAUAGGUUGCAAGUUCCGUAAAUGUCGAGCUUGCUUCCGGAGACCGAUAGCGAGGACGAGUUACCAGCGGGCUGGGAGGAGCGCGUCGCGAGCGACGGCUCCGUCUACUAUGCCGACCAUCUGGGCCAGCGCACGCAGUGGACGCACCCGCGAACGGGCAAACGCAAGCGUGUCUCGGCUCAGCUGCCCUUCGGUUGGGAACAAAGCGGCGACGGCGCCUUCGUGGAGAGAGCUUCGGGACGCCGAAGCCAGACCGACCCGCGGCUCGCUUUCCCCGUCGAGGAAGGCGGCCGACUGGGGCCCCGCCAGCGCUUCGACGCCAGCUCGACAGCCAUGCAGGUGUUGCACGGACGAAACCUAGAGGGCCAGACGGCUGUCGUCACUGGUGGCAGCUCGGGCAUUGGCCUCGAGACUGCGCUAACCCUGGCCUCACAUGGUUGCGAUGUGGUCAUUGCCUGUCGCUCGGCUGAUGCUGUGGCCAAGGCCAUAGCCCAGGCCAAAGCCAAGAAGCCCAGCACCAAGUUAUCCUUUCUGCCUCUAGAUUUGGCUUCCCUGCAGUCCGUGCGUGACUUUGCCACGGCCCUUGCCCAGCAGCGGCAACACCUAGACAUGCUCAUCCUCAAUGCUGGCGUGUUUGCAAUUCCACACUCCAUCACUGAAGAUGGCUUUGAACGCACCUUCCAGGUGAAUCAUCUGGGCCACUUCUACUUGACAAUGUUGCUGGAACCACUCUUAGUUGCUUCUGUGCCUGCACGUGUUGUUGUGCUGUCGUCCGAGAGCCACCGCUUCAGCUUCCUCUCGGCUGCCAACUUGUCCGAAGACCGCCUGUCAAAUCCAACGGGCCGGGGCUUCUAUUCCAUGUUGGUCUACAAUGACACCAAGCUGUGCAACAUGCUGUUUGCGGCUGAACUCGACCGACGGUGGGGUUCACGAGGCGUGCGUGCCUAUGCCGUGCAUCCAGGAAACAUGAUGUUCACUGGCCUCCCACGCGAGAGUUGGUUGUAUUGGACUCUCUUCUUGCUCGCGCGGCCAUUCACCAAGUCUAUGGCACAAGGUGCUGCGACAACUGUGCUUUGUGCCACGGCACCAGAGCUGGCCGAUGCAGGAGGCGCUUACUUCAACAACUGCUGCCAGUGCAGGCCUUCAGCUGCAGCCGAGGAUGAAGUGCUAGCCGGGCUCCUCUGGAAGACAAGCCAAGCUAUGAUCAGCCGAGCACUGCUGCAGGUUGGCGGUGGAAAUGCUGAACGUUGUUUGACAUGAGAAGAACAGGCUGGGGGGCUAGUUGAGGCUGCAUAACUUGCGGUACUAUAGCACAGCAAGGUCCGCAGUGCGACGGAGGAGACAAGUUGUGCCUUCGUCUCCUCUGCCGUCUUGCGUGCCCUGUUGCACUGUACCUCAAGUUGAGUGACGUGGUUUCACGAAAAAGAAUUUUAUUUGGUAAAACUUUCAACACUUUUGCAGCAGCUGGCUAAGCUACAAAAUAUAUUUUGAAGAAAACAAAGAAAAAGAAGCGUCACAAGGACACUAAGCCAAGAACAGACAGGUGCUCUCUCAACUGAACAACAUUCAUUUUGAUGUAAACACUGCUGUUUUUAAGGGAAUCACCCAAAACACAAUACAGUAGUAUACAUGGCACUUGCCGACAUCUAAAACUGGCAUCAGCAUAAUGAGCAGCACUCAUAAUCAAACCCGACUACACUGAAAUCAAAUCUCUCGUUGUUAACAUGUUAGCAGCACAGAAAUGCAUUGGCAGCACCAGGCCCCGCUUGUGUUCUCUCAAGGUGCAGGCAUGGCUGAAUGUAGAAGAAAGCCGAUGGUGCCGUCGUGUCCCCACUUCCUUGCAUCUCGUGGUGGGCAGAGACCACCAACUGGCAGUGCAGGCAUAACAGCUCCCGGGCCUAAAGACAGCUCAGGAACAUGUGCUCACCUUGCAACUCAGUUCUUGUUAUGUCGUCCGCUUUGUUACCAAUGUGGAAAAAACAAAACAAAUUUGGCACCUUUAAUCUACCAUUCCUGAUAUCUUUUCAGACCACUCAUUAUGCUCUUUAGGCACGUGAAAGUAUCAAUAUUGUUCUUUGUCUCUUGAAAAAAAGAUAAUUAUAUUUAAUCUUACAUAAAGCAAACAGAUUAUCCAUGCCCCAAACAGGUUACAUAGCCUGAAAAUCUACCUGCACAUUGUGCAGCAUGCAUAUAUAAGCCAGGCUUUUCUGAUUACGAAGUUAUCAUGCAUUGUUUUGGGCUGGCUGACAGAAAUAUAAAUGAUGCACUUCAAAUGCACCAUGCAGACAGGUGUUAGUGCGAUCAACAGCCUUAGUUGAAAAGUAAAUGAAAUUCUUGAAUGUAGAGCAUGUUAAAAAAAAAAUAUGAAUGCACACGUGUUGAUGAGGCAAGCGAGCUGUGUAAUUUAAAUGUGCAUCUCCACUUAAAGCGAAGCGUUCCUUGUGAACAGUGCCAGACUUUUCGGACCAUGGCUGCUGCAGCUAUCAUACCGAACAUAUUGUGGAUAUAUGGGACAUAUCCCAAUAAAUUCUGUGUAUAGACUAUGCUGAAUUUUUAAAAAUGCCUUGUGGCAGAUAGCAUAAUUCCAGUCAGUAAGCUGGAUUACUCAGGGGCGGACGUUACUUGCGUGAGAAAUUGAAAUGCAUAAUUGACGAAUUAUCACAAAUUCACUAAUUAUAAGGUUCUAACUAACUACUUCGCGGCACAUAUUGCAAUUCAUGAAUUGCACCCAGUGAGUUCAGAAGAGGUAUUCACUUGGAACAAAUUUUCAGGAUGAUGCCAGUUUCGAGAUAUUAAUUCCCAAACUGUGCGACGAAAUGCAUGGGCAUUCGAGUUACUUUUGUGCUUAAAAAAACAGUGGUUUAAAAACAGUGGUUAAAAGACCAGUGGUUAAUAAAACAGUGGUUUGAAAAAUAAGUGAAACUAUAGUGUAUUUCUACUUAAAGCUUCACGGCGCAUAACUUGAAACUUGUGCAAUCCUUAAAAUUCGUUCUAGGUGGACAUGCCUUGCAAACUCACCAGCUACAAUUCGUAAAUUGCAAUGUGUGCCCUGAAGUAAUUCAUAGGUGCAGUGGCGCCGCUGCAUCCAGGAAGCUCUGAAGCCAAUACGGUCCUGAUGAAGGAAGUCCCACUUCCAAAACCGUUGACAAAUAAAAUCUAACUAUCUGGC
This is a messenger RNA of Dermacentor andersoni, 3320 nucleotides long. RefSeq names its product WW domain-containing oxidoreductase (gene Wwox). Gene Ontology annotation, molecular function: protein binding. NCBI's taxonomy places the organism in Eukaryota, Metazoa, Arthropoda, Arachnida, Ixodida, Ixodidae. The record is from RefSeq and is a predicted model, not a curated record.